Heteronotia binoei (common prickly gecko) is the source of this 908-nucleotide messenger RNA. RefSeq names its product transmembrane protein 38A (gene TMEM38A). The record is from RefSeq and is a predicted model, not a curated record. Gene Ontology annotation, biological process: potassium ion transmembrane transport. Gene Ontology annotation, cellular component: membrane. Gene Ontology annotation, molecular function: identical protein binding; potassium channel activity. Bases 1 to 903 code for a protein of 300 amino acids. Lineage: Eukaryota; Metazoa; Chordata; Lepidosauria; Squamata; Gekkonidae. The transcript is spliced from 6 exons.
AUGGAGGCGCUGGGCUGGCUGGAGGUGGGUGAGCUGUCCGCCGCCUUCGCUCACCUGCCGCUCUUCCCGGCCUUCGACCUCGCCUACUUCGUCGUCUCUCUCCUCUACCUCAAGUACGAGAAAGGGGCCGUUGAGCUGUCCCGCCAGAGUCCAUUGGCCUCAUGGGUGGUGGCCAUGCUCUACUGCUUUGGCAGCUACAUCCUGGCUGACCUGCUCCUCGGAGAAGCCCCCAUCGACUACUUCAGCAACAAUGCCAACGUGCUUCUGGCCACGGCAGUCUGGUACCUGACUUUCUACUGUCCCCUGAACCUCUUCUACAAGUGUGUGGCCUUCCUUCCUGUGAAGCUGAUCUUUGUUGCUAUGAAGGAGGUUGUCCGAGCCCGCAAGAUUGCUGUUGGCGUCCAUCAUGCCCACCAUCACUACCACCAGGGCUGGCUUAUCAUGGUAGUCAUUGGGUUUGUCAAAGGUUCUGGAGUUGCCUUGAUGUCAAAUUUUGAGCAGCUGCUGCGUGGAGUCUGGAAGCCAGAAACGAAUGAGCUUCUCCACAUGACGUUCCCAUCCAAAGCCAGUCUGUAUGGAGCCGUGCUCUUCACCCUGCAGCAGACACACUGGCUGCCCCUCUCCAAAGACAGCCUCGUCUUCUUCUUCACCCUCUUCAUGAUCACUUGCAAGGUGUUCAUGACGGCGACUCAUUCUCACGGUUCACCCUUUGCACCCGUGGAAGGGGCGCUGUGCCCGAUCCUCUUUGGCUCUGUGCCCUCUGGCCACGACGAUCACCCUCAUGACCACCACCACGGAGGCUCCCAUGAACCGCCCUCUCCCCCCGCCCCCCUGCUGCCAGCCAAAACACGGGAUGAGCUGAACGAAGGCACGCGGAAGCGGAAAGCCAAGAAGGCGGAAUGAGCCGC